UGCUUCCACCAAUGCGUACCCACAACAAACAUCAAACCAGUGACUUUAUGACAUUAAGUGGUGCAUUUUUGGGUGUCGUUACAGAUUCUAACACGUUAAUGAGGAUAAUUCCACCAUAUCGAUGGAUAAAAGUGGCUGGUCUUUAGUAAAUGAAGCUGAAUAUUGGACUAAGGAGGACACUGUUAGCAUCCGGUAGCUAAAGCUAAGUGGAAGUUUUCGGGCUGGUGUGGAAGAACUUCACGACCCGGUGAAUUCUGACUGAAAAAAAGCAUCAUAUGAGAGACUGGACGGCUUUUAAAAACAACAAGUAACAGGACGGCGUGUGUGAUGUAGUCAUCUGACUGGACUCUUUGCCUUUCUGUCUGUCCACUGAGGAGUGAUGGAUGACGACAUCCCGACCCUCAAGCCCAGACGGAUCCAGAAUCAAAACGUUGUUCAUCGCUUAGAAAGGAGGAGGAUCUGCUCGGGACGGCCAGGGGCUCACUGGUACCGAGUGCGCUGCUUCCACCAGAACCUGUUCCCCAACUUCACCGUGGUAAAUGUGGAGAAACCCCCGUGUUUCCUGAGGAAGUUCUCACCAGAUGGACGCUGCUUCAUCGCCUUCUCCUCAGACCAGACGUCUCUGGAGAUUUAUGAAUACCAAGGCUGCCAGGCGGCUCAGGAUCUGCUCCGAGGCCAGGAGGGGGAGACUCUGCUGACGGCCAACGACCAGCGCUCCCUCAACAUCCGAGGACGCCUGUUCGAGCGCUUCUUCUCGCUGCUCCACGUCACCAAUGUGGCCUCUAACGGCGAACACCUCAACCGCGAGUGUAGCCUCUUCACCGACGACUGCCGCUACGUCAUCGUGGGCUCGGCGGUGUACGUUCCAGAGGAGCCGCCGCCGUACUUCUUUGAGGUGUAUCGCAACAAUGAAUCGGUGACCCCUAACCCUCGUUCUCCUCUGGAGGACUACUCCCUCCACAUCAUCGACCUCCACACCGGCAGACUGUGCGACACCAGGUCCUUUAAGUGUGAUAAGAUUAUUCUGUCCCACAACCAGGGCCUCUACCUCUACAGGAACAUCCUGGCUGUGCUGUCGGUCCAACAGCAGACCAUACAUGUCCCUUUCAGACAUGUGACUCCAGAGGGGACGUUCCUGGACGUACGGACCAUUGGACGCUUCUGUUACGAGGACGACCUGCUGACUCUUUCAGCCGUUUACACCGAGGCCCAGGCCGAGAGUCAGCCGGGUUUCCCUCGUCUCUACACCGACAAAACCAUCAACUCCCUAAAGCAUCGGCUGCUGGUCUACCUGUGGAGGAGGGCGGAGCAGGACGGCAGCCCCACCGCCAAGAGGAGAUUUUUCCAGUUUUUCGAUCAGCUGAGGAGGCUGAGAAUGUGGAAGAUGCAGCUGUUGGACGAGCAUCACCUCUUUAUUAAAUACACCAGCGAAGACGUGGUCACACUGCGAGUCACCGACCCCUCACAGCCGUCGUUCUUCGUGGUGUACAACAUGGUGUCUACAGAGGUGCUGGCCGUCUUUGAGAACACCUCCGACCAGCUGCUGGAGCUUUUUGAGAAUUUCUGUGACCUCUUUAGAAACGCCACCCUGCACAGCCAGGCCGUCCAGUUCCCCUGUUCAGCUUCAUCCAACAACUAUGCCCGGCAGGUCCAGAGGAGGUUCAAAGACACCAUUGUCAAUGCCAAAUACGGCGGUCACACCGAGGCGGUGCGCCGGCUGCUGGGUCAGCUGCCCAUCAGCGCCCAGUCCUACAGCAGCAGCCCCUACCUGGACCUGUCCUUAUUCAGCUACGAUGACAAGUGGGUGUCAGUGAUGGAGAGGCCCAAGACGUGUGGAGACCACCCCAUCAGGUUUUAUGCUCGUGACUCGGGGCUGCUGAAGUUUAAGAUCCAGGCGGGUCUACUGGGUCGACCCGUCAACCACGCCGUCCGCCGCCUGGUGGCCUUCACCUUCCACCCCUUCGAACCCUUCGCCAUCUCUGUCCAACGCACCAACGCUGAAUAUGUGGUCAACUUCCACAUGAGACACGCUGGACCACCGCUGCAGAUCUUAAUGACACUGGGGACUUAAAUAAACCUUGGAUGAUGUGAGAAUAAGUUUUGCGGCGCGUACAGGAAGCGAUCAGACUGCGAGUGCGACAGUAAUGUUCAAUCUCACCGUUUCCUGCCCAGUAAUAAUGUUGCUAUUCCUCUGUGGCGUCCAUCUGUGCUUCAGGUUCCUGCUCCAGACAUCUGCUUCAGCUCAUAUGUGCGAUUUAAAAUAUGAAACGCAUGCUGUAAACAAUCUAAGAAAUAGCAAAUGAUUAACCCCCCCCCCAACCCAAAUGCAAACUAGAGAUGUAA
This is a messenger RNA of Sphaeramia orbicularis (orbiculate cardinalfish), 2343 nucleotides long. It is a transcript of the gene det1, whose product is annotated as DET1 partner of COP1 E3 ubiquitin ligase. Gene Ontology annotation, molecular function: ubiquitin-like ligase-substrate adaptor activity; ubiquitin protein ligase binding. Lineage: Eukaryota; Metazoa; Chordata; Actinopteri; Kurtiformes; Apogonidae. Gene Ontology annotation, cellular component: nucleus; cullin-RING ubiquitin ligase complex. The transcript is spliced from 11 exons. The record is from RefSeq and is a predicted model, not a curated record. The coding region runs from base 380 to 2071 and encodes 563 amino acids. Gene Ontology annotation, biological process: positive regulation of proteasomal ubiquitin-dependent protein catabolic process; protein ubiquitination.